Messenger RNA from Panonychus citri (citrus red mite), 3940 nucleotides. RefSeq names its product glutamate receptor ionotropic, kainate 2-like. NCBI's taxonomy places the organism in Eukaryota, Metazoa, Arthropoda, Arachnida, Trombidiformes, Tetranychidae. Gene Ontology annotation, biological process: modulation of chemical synaptic transmission; monoatomic ion transport; synaptic transmission, glutamatergic. Gene Ontology annotation, cellular component: plasma membrane; postsynaptic membrane. The record is from RefSeq and is a predicted model, not a curated record. Gene Ontology annotation, molecular function: glutamate-gated receptor activity; transmitter-gated monoatomic ion channel activity involved in regulation of postsynaptic membrane potential.
CAUUAAAUUGCUGACAGAGGAAAAACUUUGAUUUCAUCCAAACAAUUAACAAUCUCAUUAAACAGUCUAUGAUUUUAUCCCUCUGAUAAUUAGAAAAUCGUUAAUUGUGUCUAACGAAAAAAAAAGUUUUCCAAUUAAUAUUAAUUCUCAUAAAAUAUUAAUCAUUCCAAUGAUAAUAUUCAAUGUUCAAUCAAUUUCAUCACAAUGAUUAACUCAAUUCCCAAUCGGAACAAUUAACAAUUAUAAGGUAAGACAAAUAAAUCCAUUGAUUAUUAUUGAAGAAAAACUUGAUUAACAGUUUCGAUCAUUUUUCUCAUCAUUUAAUCAGUUGAAACAAUUACGACUAUGAAUCAAUUUAACUGUUUAUCAUGAAUUCCUUUUAAAUUGAUCCGAUGAAACUGAAUCGCCUCAAUGAAUUUCAUGAUUUCCAUCGUCAUGAUACUAAACCUUUAUCACCAAAUGCUGAGCAUCUUUUUUUCCUCCUUCAUGGUGAAUGUUGUUCCUGAUUCUGUAUCAUGAACGCACAAUCAGAUCGCAUCCUGAAAAUGUUGAGAAACUCAAUCGAUAGAAUAAGAGAAAAAGAAAGAGAAGAAAAAAAAAUAAUAUUCCAAGAAGAAAAUAAUUUUUCUUGUGAAGCUAAAGAUUCACCUAAAGUUAAGCAUCCUCAUCUUUUCAUCCUCAUCCUCAUCUUCAAAUGUAAUUAUCACAUUUUCUGUUGUUUAUUGUUAAUUAUUAUUAUUGUUUGUAAAUUUUUUCGCCUCAAAUCAAAUUUUAAAUGUUGUGUAGUUACCAAAGAAAUUAAUUUAAUUCAGUUCUGGUUAACAAGUUAACAACUUUCAAUAUAAAUACAGACAAACAAAAUAUCAACAAUGUUAAUCUUCAACCAUUUACCGUUACCUUGUUAUCUAAUUAAAAUGUUAUUGUUAUACAUUAUUGUUAUUUCAUCAAUAGUCCAGCAAAUUGUUUCAUUUCCCAGUGUAAUUAGAAUAGGUGGAUUAUUUAGUGAAGGUGAAGAAGAGCAGGAAUUAGUAUUCAAAUACGCGGUGGAUAGGAUUAACUCUGAUACAACGAUAUUGCCCCGAUCGGCUUUGAUGGCUCAGGUUGAACGUUUCGGUUCAGGUGAUAGUUUCAGAGCUGAUAAGAAAGUUUGUGGCCUUCUUCACACUGGAGUGGCAGCCAUCUUGGGUCCUCUUAGUGGUGUCACCUCAAUGCACGUUCAAUCAAUUUGUGAUGCUCUUGAAAUACCUCACAUUGAAACUCGGUGGGAUAUUUCAUCCCACCGGGAAGAGCUUUCAAUUAACCUUUAUCCUAAACCAGCCGUUCUGGGUCGAGCCUACAUUGACCUGGUCAAAUAUCUCGGCUGGAAACACUUUUGUGUCGCUUAUGAAGAUAAUGAUGGAUUAGUUCGUCUGCAAGAAUUUUUGAAACAAGCUCAAGCUCAUGAUUGGUCAGUUAAAUUUUACAAAUUUCGAUCAGGUAAACCUUAUAGAGAAACAUAUUGGAAAAUUAAAGAAACCAGAGAGACAAAUAUCGUUCUCGAUGUAAAAACUGAGAAUAUAAAUCGAGCUCUUAAACAUGCUCAACAAGUUGGCCUUUUAACUGAGAAUCAUAAUUAUCUGGUAACAUCUUUGGAUCUUCAUACAGUUGAUUUGGAAGAUUUUAAAUUUAGUAAGACGAAAAUUUCAUCAUUCCGGUUAAUUGAUACUUCAUCAACUGAAUUAAUCACUUUACUUGAUGAAUGGAGCUCAAUCUCAACCCGUUAUGGUAGACGGACAAUUAAUCCUCCUGAAAGUAUAAGAACGGAAACAGCAUUGAUUUAUGAUGCGGUUAAAUUAAUGGCCACUGCUUUACAAGAUCUUGACCAGAGUCAAUCAAUUGAUGUAACUCCAAUCUCUUGUGAAAACGGUUUACCUUGGCUUCAUGGAAGCUCAUUACUUAAUUACAUGAGACCGAUCACAUUCAGAGGGAUAACUGGAUUAGUUGCCUUCGAUCAACUUGGAUUUAGGUCAAGUUUCACUCUCGACGUGAUGACCGUUUCUGAGGAUGGAUUACAAAAGAUUGGUAUCUGGAAUCCUGAAGAAGGCAAGGAAUUAACAUUAGCGAUGCCUGGAGGACGUUUCUUUUCAACCCACGCUCUUGAAAAUAAGACCUUCGUUGUCACUACAAUCUUGAAUGAACCUUAUGCCAUGUUGAAAGGUUCGGCACGGGAAAAGUCACAAAAUGAACGAUAUGAAGGUUAUGCAAUCGACCUGAUUGAUGAAUUGUCCAAAAUUUUACACUUCAAGUACAUUUUUCGAGAGGUUAAAGAUGAAGCUUAUGGGACACUCAAUGAGACAACCGGUGAAUGGAAUGGUAUGAUUGGUGAGCUUAUUCGAGGUGAGGCCGAUUUGGCCAUUGCCGAUCUUACGAUUACAUCGAAACGAGAGGAAGCCGUUGAUUUCACCCUUCCUUUCAUGAACACUGGUAUAUCAAUUUUGUUUAGAAAACCAACCAAAAAGGUGACCACCCUGUUCUCGUUUCUAUCACCCUUUUCAAUGGUUGUUUGGGUCUAUGUGGUUGGUGCUUAUGUUGGUGUUUCGGUGAUACUCUUUGUCGUUGGACGAUUAUCACCCUACGAAUGGGAUAAUCCACACCCUUGUCGGCAAGAUGACCAAGUUCUCGAAAACGAUUUCAGUCUUUUGAACAGUUUCUGGUUCACAAUCGGAAGUCUUAUGCAACAAGGUUCCGACUUGGCCCCAAAGUCAAUGUCUACUCGCACCAUCGCUGGAAUCUGGUACUUCUUCACACUGAUCAUGAUCUCUUCGUACACCGCUAAUUUGGCCGCUUUUUUGACCGUUGAAAAAGUUGUCUAUCCAAUCGAAGACGCUAAAGAUUUAUCAAUGCAAACCGAGAUUGAAUAUGGUUGCGUUAAAUCAGGUUCGACCUGUGGUUUCUUUAAGGACUCAAAUUUGUCCGUCUACUCGAGGAUGUAUGAAUUCAUGAUCAGCCAUCCUCAUGUGUUUGCCUCUUCCGGUGGUAAUGGUAAAAAACGAGUUCUCAAUGGUAACUAUGCUUUCCUAAUGGAAUCGGCUUCCAUUGAAUAUGCCAUUGAACGGGAAUGUAAUUUAACCCAAAUCGGUGGACUAUUGGACAAUAAAGGUUAUGGAAUUGCCACUCGACGUAACUCACCCUACUCUCGGCUCCUUUCCCAGGGAAUUUUACAACUUCAAGAACGAGGUGUUCUUCAUACUCUUAAAGACCGCUGGUGGAAACAAAAACGCGGCGGUGGUGCUUGUGCCGAUGACGCUAAAAAGGGUUCAUCAAGUGUUACCGAACUAAGUCUUGGUAAUGUUGGUGGUGUUUUCGUGGUCCUGGUCGGUGGACUUUCUUUCUCAAUUCUUAUGGCUGUUUGUGAAUUCAUGUGGAGAGCGAGGAAAAUUGCUCCAGACCGGGUACGAACUCGACUACAAGAAAAAUCAAUGUGCGAUGAAAUGGUUCGUGACCUGAAAUUCGCUUUAUCGUGCCAAAGUUCAACUAAACCCGCUCGAACCAGUAUCCGUUACGCUGGUUAUACUGGACCCGAUAAUCUUGAAAAAUCAGCCCCACAAAUGCCGGGAUUUAUAAACUACUAAAAACUGCUAUAAUCAAAACAUUGACGAUCCGCAAUACUUUUUUUAAUCAAAUCAAGAACAAUUAAGGACAAUUAAGAACAGGAAAAAUUGGCCUACAGUUGAACGGGAAAAUCAAACUCGAUGACAAACCAAUCAAUCGACAGAAACAAAAUAAAUGCUCAACUCGACAAAUUGUUUUCGCUUCUCUCUCUCUCUCUCUCUCUCUCUCUCUCUCUCUCUCUCAUUCGCUCCCUUCUCUCGAACGAUUCUCUGUAACUCCUUGUCAAUAUUUUAAACAUCAAGUCAACUUUCAACAAAAAGGAAGAAUAAAAAACUUCAACAACAAGAAA